AUGAAUCAGCUCUUCACUGUUUCACUGUUGGCUCUGUUGAUGGUAACUUCUUGUGGAGCUUCAGGAGAAACGCCGUAUAGGGAGCUUGACAUUCUUGGGGAGCUUGAGAACCUCGACGUGCCUCAGGAUGAUAUUGAUGAUGAUGUGGCGUUCUUUGACUUCUCUUCGAUAACAAGCCAAUUUUCUGGUAAGAACCUGGUGAAUUUGGAUAGCUUCGGUGCAGCUGGAGAUGGAGUUUCUGAUGAUACUCAGGCAUUUACAAGCGCUUGGAAGAUAGCCUGCUCUGCACCAAGAUCCGUGUUACUGGUUCCACAAGGACGACACUACUUAGUAAAUGCAACGAAUUUUAAUGGUCCAUGUCAAGAAAAUUUGAUCGUUCAGAUUGAUGGAACAAUCGUGGCACCAGAUGAUCCUAGCGAAUGGGACCCGAGAUUCCAAAGGAAUUGGCUCAGAUUUUCAAAACUCCAAGGUGUUGUAUUCCAAGGAAAUGGAGUUAUAGAUGGUUCUGGUACCAAAUGGUGGGCUGCUUCUUGCAAGAAGAACAAGUCUAACCCUUGCAUAGGAGCACCUACGGCGGUAACUAUAGAUUCAAGUUCAGCUGUGUACGUGAGAGGCCUAACAAUCCGGAACAGCCAGCAGAUGCAUUUGAGCAUAGCUCGGUCAAAUACAGUUCGGAUCUCUAGAGUUAUGGUCACAUCUCCAGGAGACAGUCCCAAUACUGAUGGAAUCCAUAUCACUGCAUCGACUAAUGUUGUAAUCCAAGACUGCAAAAUCAGCACAGGAGAUGAUUGCGUUUCAAUUGUGAAUGAAAGUGCGCGGAUAAAGAUGAAGAGGAUCUAUUGUGGACCAGGACAUGGAAUCAGUAUUGGAAGCCUUGGAAGAGGAAACUCGACAGCAACCGUCACAGCAAUUGUGUUGGACACUGCUUUUCUAAAGAACACAACUAAUGGUCUAAGAAUCAAGACAUGGCAGGGUGGUAAUGGUUACGUUAAGGGUGUGCGUUUUGAGAACGUCGAGAUGCAGGACGUUGCAAAUCCGAUUAUAAUCGAUCAAUUCUACUGUGACUCGCCAUCAACUUGUCAAAACCAGACAUCAGCGGUUCACAUCACCGAGGUAAUGUAUAGAAACAUAACCGGAACCACAAAGAGCGCAAAAGCCAUCAAAUUCGCGUGCAGUGACGCAGUACCUUGCAGCCACAUUGUCCUCAACAAUGUCAAUUUGGAGGGCAAAGACAAAACAGUAGAAGCAUAUUGUAACUCUGCUGAAGGGUUUGGUUAUGGAGUGGUUCAUCCCUCUGCGGAUUGUCUGGAUUCACAUGACAACAAGAGCAUAGACCAAACUCAGUAUUUCACAGAAAGUGUUAUUGUCGGAGAAGAAAGUGAAAAUGCUCAUGACGAGCUUUGAAGUGAUCGGAUUUUGACGGUCGUU
Messenger RNA from Eutrema salsugineum, 1428 nucleotides. Its product is annotated as probable polygalacturonase At1g80170. Gene Ontology annotation, molecular function: polygalacturonase activity. Bases 1 to 1404 code for a protein of 467 amino acids. The record is from RefSeq and is a predicted model, not a curated record. Gene Ontology annotation, biological process: carbohydrate metabolic process. Lineage: Eukaryota; Viridiplantae; Streptophyta; Magnoliopsida; Brassicales; Brassicaceae. The transcript has 9 exons.